AUGGAAACUGAAAAGAGCAACCCGCCGGAGCAGAGCUCUGUCUCCGCUGCCACGUCAUCACCGGUGGCAAUCUCCGGGCGUGGAAAGGCGGAUAUUCUCUUCUCUCUGCUGAGAAUAAACCCUUUUGCUAACCUAGCGAUGGAUGACUUCAACAUAGAGAAAACGGCGUCGUUUACCGUUUUCAGCGGCCGACACGAUCUCUACUCGUUCCCUGACUCAGCGGAGGAGGCCGUCACCCGAGUCAAGAAGAACGUCAAGCUCUUCAUCGGUUACUACAUCCUUCUCUUCUACGUCUUCUUCCUUAUCUCUCUGUGA
Tarenaya hassleriana is the source of this 315-nucleotide messenger RNA. RefSeq names its product PRA1 family protein H-like. The record is from RefSeq and is a predicted model, not a curated record. The transcript has a single exon. NCBI's taxonomy places the organism in Eukaryota, Viridiplantae, Streptophyta, Magnoliopsida, Brassicales, Cleomaceae. Bases 1 to 315 code for a protein of 104 amino acids.